This is a messenger RNA of Diaporthe citri, 1449 nucleotides long. RefSeq lists its product as uncharacterized. The record is from RefSeq and is a predicted model, not a curated record. The transcript has a single exon. Bases 1 to 1449 code for a protein of 482 amino acids. Lineage: Eukaryota; Fungi; Ascomycota; Sordariomycetes; Diaporthales; Diaporthaceae.
AUGAGCAAAGCAGUACUUACGGCCGCACUGGGCUCGGCCGUGCUAUUCUUGGCCGCCCAGCCGGCCUCCGCGACAGCGGCUCACCGUCGCGCUCACGACCAUUACAGCAACAACCACACUCACGACGAGCAAGAUGCCCAAGAACUUGGGCUACUCAAGCCGCGUGGCCGGCUCGUCAACAGAGCCGGCCAAUGCGCCUUUCCAGAGGGCGAAGCCGGCCUCGUAGCCAUCACUCCGGGCUCGAAGAACAGGGGCUGGGCCUUGAGUCCCGACCAGGAGUGCACUGCAGACUCAUAUUGCCCUUUUGCUUGCGAACCAGGAAUGGUCAUGAACCAAUGGAAGAAGGGGACGACGUAUGUGUACCCUGAAUCCAUGUAUGGAGGGUUAUACUGCGACAAAUCCGGCAAUAUCGUCAAGCCAUUCCCGGAUGAGCCGUAUUGUGUGCAAGGCGUUGGAUCUGUCAAGGCCGUCAACAAGUGUGGCAAGGUGGUCGCAUUCUGCCAGACUGUGCUUCCUGGGAACGAGGCCAUGUUAAUUCCAACACGUGUAAUGGACAGCGCGACCAUUGCUGUGCCGGGACCGUCUUAUUGGGACUCGACCGCCUCGCACUUUUACAUCAAUCCUCCUGGUCACACGACGGAGGAGGCCUGUCUCUGGGGCACGGGUUCGCAAAACAUUGGAAACUGGUCGCCUUAUGUUGCUGGAGCUAACCAGGAUACGACUGGAAACACAUACGUCAAGCUUGGUUACAACCCCAUCUACACAGACUCAUUCCACGGUGUCAAACCCUCCUUCGGCCUGAAGGUCGAGUGUGACGGGAAUUGCAAUGGCCUGCCUUGCGCUAUUGAUCCCAGCUCUGACGGCUUUGGGGUUGUCAGGAGUGCCACCGCAGCUUCCGGCGCUGGCGGCGCCGACUUUUGUGUGGUAACAGUUCCCAAGGGGUCUACGGCAAACAUCGUGGUCUUCAAUACCGAUGGCUCGACAGGUGAUGCGUCAAGCUCGUCAUCUUCUGAGGAAGCUGCCACCACAUCCCAAGCUCCGAAGAAGGCGAAAAUCGCCGUGGCCACCACCCCCUCGAGCUCAACGCCAACUCCGACAGAGGCAACCUCAAGCACGAGCACGAGUAGCAGCUCUUCAAGCUCGUCAAGUAGCUCUUCGUCCACUACUAGCAGCAGUGCCACCAGCAGCUCGACCCCGUCAUCCACACAGACCCCUAGUACCACCUUCGCAUCGGCGACGUUUGGUGGUAUAUUCCAGGAGAGCGGAAGGGGAAGAAGCACGCAGUCCGUGACGGCUGUCACGUCUGCAGCCGAACUGGCGGAAGCCACGAGCGAAGCUGCGCCCGCUGCAGAAAUUUCAUCCAAGAAUGACGCAGCAAAUCCAGACCAGGGACAAGCAGCCUUUGCCGGCUUCGUCAUUGCUUUCAUCGCCGCCGCAAUGCUGUACUAG